Callithrix jacchus (white-tufted-ear marmoset) is the source of this 1846-nucleotide messenger RNA. It is a transcript of the gene AKR1A1, whose product is annotated as aldo-keto reductase family 1 member A1. The record is from RefSeq and is a predicted model, not a curated record. Gene Ontology annotation, molecular function: alcohol dehydrogenase (NADP+) activity. NCBI's taxonomy places the organism in Eukaryota, Metazoa, Chordata, Mammalia, Primates, Cebidae. Gene Ontology annotation, biological process: aldehyde catabolic process.
AAGCGCCAGCAAUUGCGCCCAGGCGCGCGGUGCAAUGUGGGCCAGCAAGAGGCGCGGCUGGCCUCGCCCCUGGACCGCCCACGAGGCCGGCGCCCCCUGCCUCAUUACGCUCAGAAGCUCUCCAGACCCACGCGGUGGAGUCCUUCCUCUGGAGGUGGGGAAGGAGGUACACCCUGCGCGUGAUCCUUGAUGCCCGCCCCCUGCCCCUCCCUCCGGGUGGAGCUGCCUCAUCACCGCCAGACUUAAGCUGAGGCUUCUUGGCUCUCUGGCAGUUUGUAGAACCGAGCCCACGCCACACUAUCCUGUUCACGCUCUGUGCUUGUGCCAAGAGGACAAUGGCGGUUUCCUGUGUUCUCCUGCACACUGGGCAGAAGAUGCCCCUGAUUGGUCUGGGUACCUGGAAGAGUGAGCCUGGUCAGGUGAGGGAUGGGAGAAGAAAAGAAAAACUUGUGAAGCCUCUGCCUGCAUUUUUCUAGCAGCUCCAGCCCCAUACUGCCCUUCCAGUAGGGAUGAGCCUGGAGAGCAAUGGGAAGAGAUAAGAGAAGAGUACAGUUACACACCCUGGACUUCUCCAGCUGACUCAGAGUGGGCUGAGGGGCCCAGCAGGGCCAGGGCCAUCGGAAGGACAUCUUUCUCUAACUGGAUCUGCACUGAGUGCUGUGGCAGACAUGGGGCCCCUCUGUGACCAUUCCUGUGCUAUGACCCCUAAUAUGGCAGUUAUCACCCUGUGCUGUGAUCAUGUCUCCUCUCCCACAUUGGGCUCUUUGAGGGCUGGGCCUUUCUGUACCUCUCUGUCCAGAAUUAGGCACAAAGCAGAUGUCAAGGUUUGAAGAAGAACUAGGUGAACUGUAUAAACCAAAGGUAAAAGCAGCUGUUAAGUAUGCCCUUAGUGUAGGCUACCGCCACAUUGACUGUGCUGCCAUCUACGGCAAUGAGCCUGAGAUUGGGGAGGCCCUGAAGGAGGACGUGGGACCAGGCAAGGCAGUGCCUCGGGAGGAGCUGUUUGUGACAUCCAAGCUGUGGAACACCAAACACCACCCCAAGGAUGUGGAGCCUGCCCUCCAAAAGACUCUGGCUGACCUUCAGCUGGAAUAUCUGGACCUGUACCUGAUGCACUGGCCUUAUGCCUUCGAGCGGGGAGACAAUCCCUUCCCCAAGAAUGCUGAUGGAACUAUACGCUAUGACUCUACCCACUACAAGGAGACUUGGAAGGCUCUGGAGGCACUGGUAGCUAAGGGGCUGGUGCGAGCGCUGGGCCUGUCCAACUUCAACAGUCGGCAGAUCGAUGACAUACUCAGUGUGGCUUCCGUGCGUCCAGCUGUCUUGCAGGUGGAAUGCCACCCAUACUUGGCUCAGAAUGAGCUAAUUGCCCACUGCCAAGCACGUGGCCUGGAGGUAACUGCUUAUAGCCCUUUGGGCUCCUCUGAUCGUGCAUGGCGUGAUCCUAAUGAACCUGUCCUGCUGGAGGAACCAGUAGUCCUGGCAUUGGCUGAAAAGUAUGGCCGAUCUCCAGCUCAGAUCUUGCUCAGGUGGCAGGUCCAGCGGAAAGUGAUCUGCAUCCCCAAAAGUAUCACUCCUUCUCGAAUCCUUCAGAACAUCAAGGUGUUUGACUUCACCUUUAGCCCAGAAGAGAUGAAGCAGCUAAAUGCCCUGAACAAAAAUUGGCGAUAUAUUGUGCCUAUGCUUAUGGUGGAUGGGAAAAGAGUCCCAAGGGAUGCAGGGCAUCCUCUGUACCCCUUUAAUGACCCAUACUGAGACCACCACUUCUUGGCCUUCCUUCCAGCUCUUCAGCUAAUGAGGUCCUGCCACAACAGAAAGAGAGUUAAUAAAGCCAUGAGAACAUCCA